AUGGCGUUCUACAUGGAAGAAGAGGAGGUGUGGAAAUGUCCAAAACACCCCUCCAAGCGUCGUAGGAACGGCAUCUGCCCCGUCUGCCUCAAGGAUCGCCUCGUCACCCUCUGCCCCGACUGCGCUAACCGAUCGAGAUCCGUCGGAAUCCCUUUCCUCCGCUCCCGCGGCGGCGGCGGCUACGCCCUCUCCGGCUCCGUCCGGUGGAACCCGCCGGAGACCGCCAGGAGCAGCAAAACGCCGUCGUUCUGGUCGAUCCUCCGGUCUUCGAGCUCCACGACCAAGAACAAGAGCAGGAAGGAAUCGGAGGAGAAAGAAAACCAAAACCACGAAUUCAAAUCCAAUUUCUACCCCGGGAAUGGUUACGGCGACGUGAGAAUCGAGGAGUUUACGCGGACGAUGAUGAGAUCGAGAUCGGUCAGCGUGGCAAUGACGUCAGGUCCCGGAGACGCCAAGAAAGCCGGUAAAGGCUGGCACUUUCCGAGCCCGAUGAAGGUUUUCCGGCAGUCCAAAGCAGCAAAAGUGGUUCAAGAGCGUUCUCCGUUGUAUAGAGGUUGA
This is a messenger RNA of Ipomoea triloba (trilobed morning glory), 558 nucleotides long. RefSeq lists its product as uncharacterized. The coding region runs from base 1 to 558 and encodes 185 amino acids. NCBI's taxonomy places the organism in Eukaryota, Viridiplantae, Streptophyta, Magnoliopsida, Solanales, Convolvulaceae. The transcript has 2 exons. The record is from RefSeq and is a predicted model, not a curated record.